Molecule: messenger RNA, 1798 nt
Organism: Brassica oleracea var. oleracea
Lineage: Eukaryota; Viridiplantae; Streptophyta; Magnoliopsida; Brassicales; Brassicaceae
Product: putative F-box only protein 15
Exons: 1
Coding region: 455-1633 (392 amino acids)
Molecular function (GO): protein binding
Source: RefSeq, a predicted model, not a curated record
CUUAGACCCCAAGAAAAUAAAAUUACCCUGAAUCAUGCAUACAGAAAACUUAGAACCCAAAAAAUAAAAAAAAUAAAUUACCCUAAGUUUUUUAUAAGGGUAAUUUUCUAUAAGAAAUAAUUAUGUAUGAAUAAUUAAAAAAGACUUAGAAUCCAAUAAAAGCAAUUACCAUAAAUCAUAAAAACGUGUUGCUUUUUAAACUCCCGCCGGUGUUGUUAUUAUGUUGAUCUAAUUGGUUUACAGAAUCUGACAAAUUUGGUUCGGUUUAACCUAAACCGGUUCGCUUGCUUUUAUCCAAUCAAUGAAGUUACAAGAUUCAUGUUGGUUUCAGUUUAAUCAUUAACGGUUUUAACGGUUAAAAGAACCAUGCAUGCACCUUCUUUUAAUAUAAGAAAAGCAAAGGUUUAUCCAAGAAACUCUCACACGACUCAAAAAUCUUUCUGAGCGAGCUUUCAUGGCGUCUCCACAGCGUUCUUGGUCGCUGUCAUCUCUGCCACUCGAUAUGAUAGAAGAAAUAUUCCACAGAACUCCGGCUGAAUCUCUCCUCCGAUCUAAACCGACGUGCAAGAAAUGGUACGAUCUCAUCAAGAACAAGAGGUUCAUCUACGAACACUUGCGUCGCUCCCCGGGAAGAUCCCUUAGAACCGAUGAGAGACGGUUCCUAAGAAUCGACCAGACGGUACAAAUCAUGGAACCGGUGACAAUAACACGCUCAGAGAAACCGAUCCCACACGAGCUCCAACCACUAGAAAACAUCAAAGCCAUGGUUCACUGCGACGGACUCAUGUUAUGUAUGUGUAGCGACAUGGAAUCAAGAAUCGUCCACCUCGCUCUUUGGAAUCCCCUCACGAGGCGUAUCGCAUUGAUCCAGCCCUCGACACGUUUCACGACUUCUGAUCACUACGGGAUUGGACACGGCGUUAACAAGUAUCGAGAUGGUUACAAGAUCCUUAGGUUUUCCGAUCGCCGUUAUGCUGAUCAUUAUCAUUGUGAAGCUGAUGUUGAGAUUUAUUACUGCGAGACGAGUACGUGGAGAGGUCUUAAUGAUGCUAAGGUUGACUGGACUAUGGAUUUGACGUGCCAAGGUGUGUCUGUUAUGGGGAACAUGUAUUGGCUUGCUCGCAGGAUUGUUCAGAUGAUUAUAGAAGACUUCAUUCUAUGUUUCGAUUUCUCGGUUGAAACAUUCAAGGACGUAUGCUUUUGUCCUCUCUAUAAUAUUAACAAUUACUUGAGCUGUUUCGAUGGAGAUAGAUUGUCUUUCCUACAGCAAGAUGAAGCAGAGCCAAACAUUAUUGAGGUGUGGGCUACAAACAAGUUGGCUGAUGAUGGGGAUGAUGUCUCCUUUACCAAAUAUUUCCGUGUGGUCAACCCUGAUCUUCCGUCGCUACUGUUUGAUUAUAGAGAAAUGUCUAGUCAGCCGGUGUACUACAUUGCCAAGAACAAACGUAUCAUUGCAUGGUGCGAGGGAGUGGUGCGUGACGGUGAUAAAUUCCCUAUUUGCAUCGUUCUUUAUGAAAUUGAUGAGGGUGGUUUACGUAAUCAACGUGUGACAGAACUACACUACGAGAAUGACUAUGUUGGCACCUUCCUUUGUGGUUACGUGUACGUUCCAAGUUUAGUCCCUCUUCCAUGAUAAGAGAAAGAGAGUUUGUUUCAUGUUCUAAGCUUUACUUUUAGACUUUUAGUCCUUUUUUUUGUGUUGAUCUUUACUGAAAUUGACUCAGAAUCUCAAGUCAUCUUUGUUGUUCAAUAAAAACUAAGAUACACGCCGGAAAGAAAUGCAAUUGUUGUUCAUUUA